AUGAAGUGUAAAAACGAUUCAAUAGCGCAUAGUUUUGAAAAACUCUACCUAAAUUCAGAUUUGUCUGAUUUGACAUUCGAUAAUUUUGUGGAUGUAAUCAAUUUAUGUGAACGAUUUGAGCUAAAAGAAUGUGUUAACACUUGUGAAGUGACUAUACAGAGUGCAAUAACAAAUGACACCAUAUGCCAAGGUUAUAAAUUAGCACUAAUCCUGAAUUUGGAUAGCUUUAAACAAUUUUGUGCUAAAAAAAUCAAAGAAAAUGCCGCGGAAGUAUUGAAAUCGGACAGUUUUUUGAAUAGUGACCAAAAGCUAUUGGAUAAAAUUUUGAAGUUGAUUCCAUUCAGUUGUGAUGCAUCAGUGAUUGUAAAUGCCUGCAUGGAAUGGAGUAAGGCUGCUUGUGCACGUAACCGCUUGGAAAUAAAUUCAGAGAAUUUACGAACUCAAUUCGGGGACUCAUUCAAUCGAAUUCCAUUCGAUGAAUUGACCGUCGAAGAAUUCUCACAGCAACUGAUCACUUACAAACGAUUUUUUGUCACUGAAGAACUGGAACAAUUCAUUAAGAAAAUCGCUAUCAAUCCAAAGCAACACAUUUCAGCCUUACGCCCACAACCUACGAUGGAAAAUGGAAAUGAUGUAAUUAAAAAUCAGCUACUCGAAUGCAAACGACUCACCGACACGAAUUUUUUAAACGUUUGGAAACGUUUUAAUACAUUUACCGAUAUUUUUUACACAAACAAACCACUGCUGCUCACCGAAAUCCAUUUUGCAAAACUGCCGUAUACUGACAAAGUAUUGCAAUUCAAUUAUAUUCUGAGGUGUCCCACUACAGAUCAAUGGCUGGCCUCGGGAAAUGUCGACCAGUCAAAUGGACACGCAGUGAUUGAACAUCCAGUCGUCAUUGAAGCGCAUAAAAGAUAUGAAACCAUAUUAUAUACGAAAAAUAACACCGAGUUCAGUCUAAAUAUCAGAGCAUUGGAUGAUAAAAUUCGACUCGACGAUGACAUUGAAAUCAAUUUUCAACCAACCGAUUGUGUGGCAGUUACGAAGCUCGUUUUUCAAAGACCAUAA
Messenger RNA from Sitodiplosis mosellana (orange wheat blossom midge), 1068 nucleotides. RefSeq names its product BTB/POZ domain-containing protein 2-like. The transcript has 2 exons. Lineage: Eukaryota; Metazoa; Arthropoda; Insecta; Diptera; Cecidomyiidae. The record is from RefSeq and is a predicted model, not a curated record. The coding region runs from base 1 to 1068 and encodes 355 amino acids.